AUAUAUGUACAAAUACAAUAAAACCUUGUAUAUAUAAUAAGAAUUAAGAUGGGUGUAUUAAUUAAAACUUCUAGUUGUACAGGAUUAAAUUCAUUAAAUUGUUAGUUAGAAUCAAAAUCAAAUGGAGAUUAUUAUUGGAAUGGCUCCAACCGUGUCGAUAGAACAUGUGCAAAUCUUGUACCAUUUUCUCAUGAUAAUUAUUUACAUUUUGUACUGAUACAUUCUAUAUAGCUCACAGAUUGAUAAAAUGUUAAUAAGAAAUGCACAACAAAUGGAGGAACAGGCUGUAUUGGUCUAGUUUAAUGUUCAUCUUAUACUUCAAAAGCGGGAUGUGUAAAUACAUCUAGAGCUAUUAUAUUUUGCGGUAAUUGUAAAUGGGAUCUUACAACAAGUACUUGAAAAGAUUAAUCUUGUACUGAUUUAAUUGGUAUUAAUCACUCUAAUUGUGUUUCCUAAUUAUCAAUAUGUACAUCAGAUGGACUUAAAUUAAUACUUAAAAAAAAAUAUUACUCCUAUACAAAUGCGCCUGGAUCUGAUGAACUUUGCUAUUGGAAACUUGCAUCUCCUACCAAUAAUAAUUCUAAAUGUAGAAUAUUUACUUGUACUGAUAUUCAAAAUGGUACAUCUACAAAUAUUUUUGUAGUAGCAUUAUUGUCUUGUAUUUCUAAUGAUACUAAUUGUACAUCUGGAACUAAUACCUAAUCUACAUUUCGUACUUGCACUAUUAAUCAAGUUACUUAUAGAGCAUGUACUAAAUUCUUAAAUUGAGAUAAAUAAACUUAAUAAUUUUGUACAAUCUUUAAUGAUAAAUGCAUCAGUAAAUACCAAUAAACAUUAUUUAAUAAUGAAUGCUGCUUAAUUACUGGAUAUACAUAUAGUGAGAAUUCAUAAACUAAUUGCAUUUUUGUUUGCUCUAAGGUUGUUAUUUAACUUAAUUCCAUCAUUAAUAACACAUAAGAUUAGAAAAAUAAUAGGACAAUAGAUUUCGAAUAAAUUCUUAAAUUAACAACAUCAUUAUGGAAUAUUUGAUAUUUUGAUUAGAUUUUUUGUAAAUUUAAAUAUUCAUGUUAAAUAAAUAGUUUGUAUUUUUUAUAGAUCUUAAGAAAAU
Molecule: messenger RNA, 1108 nt
Organism: Paramecium sonneborni
Lineage: Eukaryota; Ciliophora; Oligohymenophorea; Peniculida; Parameciidae
Source: the annotation of a GenBank genome assembly